AGUUGAUGAUUUAUUUAAAGUUGAUUAGUCAAGUCAUAUUCCACGUAAUAUUGAAGAUGCAGUGUUGCAUGUAAUUAAACAAAAAAUGGAGAAUUCAAAAACAACUACAAUUGAAUUUUUAUCUGGUGGCCCAAGACCCCUUUGCUUAACUGUUAUGCCCAAAGCCUACAAGGAAAGUGCAUCUUGCAGUGGUCAUACCUUGAGAAAAAGACACAAACACCUAGUGGACCAAGCUAAUCAUCAAGUUGGAAAUUCAAAAGAUUCACUAGUAGUGCAAACAUCAGUUAUGCUUAAAUCAUUUGAUCACAAUCAAAAAAAUAAAGUUUUAGAAAGUGCUAAGAUUGGAGUUGUUGAGUUUUCUGCUGAAGAAUUGGUUGCUUUUAAAGCAAAUGUAGGGGUACCGUGGAAUAAAUUAAAAACUAUGACUAGAUGGUUAAAUUCAAGAAAUAUUAAGACUGCUUCAAACUUUAAACAAAGAGUAGUUGCAAAUACCUGGGCAGGAAAUGAUCUUGUUGUAUUAAAUGGAGAUUUUACAUUUCAAAAUGAAAAUAAUAAGUCAGUUUUUGAAAUCAAACAUGCUCCCUGGGCAUAUAUAGACAAUCUACCCACUAAUAUUAAAAACCUGUUAGAUAUUCUUGAAAGUUUUAAGUUAAUAAAACAUGAUGGAAUAAAAAAUGAUGAAAUACACAUAAAAAUUGGAGGAGACCAUGGAGGUGGUUCAUUUAAAAUGAGUUACCAAAUUGUAAACCAAGACCAACCAAACUCAAAAUCAAAUAGUAUUGUAUUCAGUACAUUUGAAGCAAGAGACUACCGAACUAAUCUUAAAGUAGGGUUAUCUCGAUAUACAUUACAAGUUGAUGAGAUACAAAAAAUGAUAUGGCAAAAUCAUAAUGUUCGUGUUUUUAUAUUUGGAGAUUAUGAUUUCCUUUGCAGUGUAUAUGGAAUCACAGGAGCGAGUGGUCGACAUUGCUGUCUUUUUUGUGAUAUAACCAAAGAAAGUAUCCAGUUGGCUCCAAUUAGUAGAGAGAAUGGUGUUUCACAACGAUCUCUAAAAUCUUUAAACAUUGAUUUUAAUCGAUUCCAAAGUAGUGGAGGAAAUUUGAAAAAGGCUAAGUUUUUCAAUAAUGUGAUUAAUGAAACUUUGUUUCACAUUCCUCUAGACCAGGUAGCAGUACCUGCUUUACAUAUAUCUUUAGGAACCUAUUUGAAGUUUUUUAACAUGUUUGAAGAUGAAUAUCACUUGUUAGAUAUCAAACUUGCUGGAGAGCUUGCACUAAAAAAUAAUACAAUUGGUAAAGAUGAUUUUGACAAAUACAUUAAUAUGCAUAUUCAAUCAAAUCUUAUAAAAAGUGUUAUUGAGGACUGUGAUAAUAAAAUUACACUUUUACAAGACACAAUUUCAUUAAAAGUUUUAUGUGAACCAGACAGAACAGAAGAAAUAAGGAAAGUAUAUGCACCAAGAAUACUUUACUAUGAUUUAAAAAAAACUGAUAAGAUGAAAGAACUAAAUUCAUUAAAUGAAGCAAACAUUCUUGAUAAAAUUUCAGGUCCCUGCAUUCAGCAACUUGAUGAAAUUUUAAAGGCUAAUCAGGUACAAAGACAGGCUUAUCAUGGGAAAUGCUUUGUUGGAAACCAUGUUCACACAAUGCUUAAGCCUCAACCUUUGCUAGAUUUGUGCAACUCUAUUCCAAAACUGAUUUCAAAUCUUGGUUUUAUUGAUACAGGCGUUCAUUUACUCUCAGUUAAUGUGAGCCAAAAAUUUAAACAGUUGUUUCAAUAUUAUUCCAAAUGUCAUAACUUGAUGAACAGCUCACAAUCAUUUCAAGAAAAUGAUGUUCAGGAACUUGAAUCAGCAAUCUGUAAUCUUAUGGAAUUUUAUAGAUCAACUUGGCCAAAUGCAUCUGUAACUCCAAAGAUGCAUUUGCUUGAAACACAUGUUCUUCAAUUUAUUCAAAAAUGGGGAUUAGGCAUUGGAGUUUAUGGAGAACAAGGCGGAGAAAGUUUGCAUGCUGAAUUUAACAAUCUUAAUCGUUUGUUUUGUCAUAUGAAAGGUUGUAGCCGCUUGAAAAGCAUGGUGAAAGAACAUUAUGUAAGAAACCAUCCAAAAGCUAAAGCAAUGAAGCCAGAAAUUAAAAAGAAAAUUUUUUUUUGAUUUUUAUGUGUGUAUAUAAUAUAUAUAUAUAUACACAUACAAAUACACACAUUCAACUUUGUUCUGAGUAUCAGAGUGUUCUGGUAAACACAUUAUAAUAUUCUUGAUUUAAAACGUGCACGCAUUGUAAGUUUAAGGUUAACUUGAACUUUAUGUAAGGCUUUCAGAGUAGAAAAUUCUUCCAUUAAAAAGCUAAAAAAACUACGCAAAAAAUGUUACCAGCCUGCCGUUAAAUGCAGUUAACUUUUUUUAAAAAAAUGACAGGUUAAAACGAAAGGCAUAGAAUUUUUAGGCAUGAUUUAUAGAAUUUAAAACAAUUGAACUUUUUAGUCAAAAAAUUUUCAAACAAAAGAUAUCCCUCUAGUUAGCUAACAGAUAUUUUAUUUUUUUUAUCUAAAAAACCUUACAUU
Hydra vulgaris (swiftwater hydra) is the source of this 2562-nucleotide messenger RNA. RefSeq lists its product as uncharacterized. The record is from RefSeq and is a predicted model, not a curated record. NCBI's taxonomy places the organism in Eukaryota, Metazoa, Cnidaria, Hydrozoa, Anthoathecata, Hydridae.